This is a messenger RNA of Prunus mume (Japanese apricot), 957 nucleotides long. The record is from RefSeq and is a predicted model, not a curated record. Lineage: Eukaryota; Viridiplantae; Streptophyta; Magnoliopsida; Rosales; Rosaceae.
AUGAGUAGCGAUCAGUUUGUAAGUAUCAUUCUAGUUGAUGCUGCCUUUGUCAUUGAGCUCUUAGUAAGGUAUUUCGAAGACUCGCCAUCUGAUAAUGACAGGAUAUUUAAAAAUCCAUGGAUGUUAACAACUAUAGUGCCCGACAUGCUUUUGCUCGAAAAUCAGCUGCCAUUUUUCAUUCUUGAGGAUCUUUUCGACGCAAGCAAAGUCAGAGUUAAGAAUUCUGAGACUGAGAGGCCUUCAAUGAUUAAGCUCUCUUACCAUUUCUUCAAAAAUGUAGUGGGUUUACAGAGGUCGGAAGACCAAUUGAACCACCUUUACAGAGGUCGGACAUUUCCUCCUUUACAUUUUGUUGAUUUUAUUAGAACUUUACAUCUGCAAUAUUUGGAUACCUCAAAAGCUGGAGAACUCCCAAGUAUACCCAGCGUGAAAAAACUACACCAGGCCGGAAUUAAGUUUCGUGAGGAAUCAAGCUACCACUUAUUCGCGAUACAGUUCCAUAAUGGAACUCUGAAAAUUCCAAAACUAGAAAUACAUGAUGACACAGAGCUUAUACCCAGAAAUCUCAUUGCCUUUGAACAAUGCCAUUGCACAGACAAUUACUUAAGCGAUUAUGUUUUCCUCCUGGAUAAAUUUGUAAACACCAAAAGGGAUGUAGACUUGCUUGUUGAGAGUGAAAUUGUUGUAAACACACUAGGUGACAACAAUAAUGUUUCUAAUAUGAUUAACAAACUUUGCAAGGGGGUUGCUCCGCACCAGCGAAACUUAUAUUUUGGUGGUCUUGCUGACGAUCUAAACAAUUACUGCAAGAAGUGCAGGAACAGAUGGCUGGCAUAUUUGAGCCAAAAGUAUUUCUACAAACCCUGGGCAGCUUUUUCUUUCUUUGCAGCGGUUACUCUUCUCACACUCACUGUCAUACAAACAGUGUUCGUUAUUAUCUCUUUUUAUCGGCAGUAA